CAUCAUUCUAGUCUCUGGGUCUCUCUGCGAGUAUAGGUAACCAAUUGGCCCAGACACCGAAUCUUCUGUGUUGCUCUUUCUGGGCGGCGGGAAAGGACUAACAGAAACAGCAAGCAAGGCGCACGGGUUGAGAAAGUGGCUGUGCCAGCAAAUGAUCAUGGAUCCAGGUUACCUUUAGUAGAUCAGCACCCGCACCACAACCCACACGUACCCAGCUCCGACCCGCCCUCAUCCCGAGAGGAAAUCACGGUUCCCGCAGCAGUCGGGUGCCGCCCCACCUUGUCCCACGCUGUACCUGGAGCCCCGCCCCUCCACACACACCCGCACCCCCUGGUCCCGCCCCUCUCGCUGCCCCUCCCUCUGCGCCCUGCCCUGCCCCAGUCCGCUCCCGCGGCGCCGGCAGUGCAGGUCUCUCUCAUCAGUACCGCAACUGGAGCGGUGCAAGCAACAGCAGAAAGCGGCUCCGAGUCCGCACCUGGGAGUCGCUCCCGGACGCAACGCGCCCGCAGUGCCCGCUGCUCCCAAGCUGGCAUGGGGAGGCCCGGCUGAGCGCCGCACCCCACCUCUGAGACCCGCCCGCUCCUCAACCGCGGCCCUCGCGCGCACGGGCGAUGGCGAAAGCGACGUCCGGCGCCGCAGGGCUGGGGCUGAAGCUAUUUUUGCUGCUGCCGCUGCUAGGAGAAGCCCCACUGGGACUCUACUUCUCAAGGGAUGCUUACUGGGAGAGGCUGUAUGUGGACCAGCCAGCUGGCACACCUCUGCUCUAUGUCCAUGCCCUACGAGAUGCCCCUGGAGAAGUGCCGAGCUUCCGCCUGGGCCAGCAUCUCUAUGGCGUCUACCGCACACGGCUGCAUGAGAAUGACUGGAUCCGCAUCAAUGAGACUACUGGCCUUCUCUACCUCAAUCAGAGCCUGGACCACAGUUCCUGGGAACAGCUCAGCAUCCGCAAUGGUGGCUUCCCCUUGCUCACCAUCUUCCUACAAGUCUUCCUGGGGUCCACAGCCCAGAGAGAGGGAGAAUGCCAUUGGCCAAGCUGUGCCCGUGUAUACUUCUCCUUCAUCAACGACACCUUCCCAAACUGUAGCUCCUUCAAAGCCCAGGAUCUCUGCAUCCCGGAGACAGGUGUGUCCUUCCGCAUCAGGGAGAACAGACCUCCUGGCACCUUCUACCGGUUCCACAUGUUACCCGUGCAGUUCCUUUGUCCCAACAUCAGUGUGAAGUACAGUCUCUUAGAAGGGGACAGUCUGCCCUUCCGUUGUGACCCAGACUGCCUGGAGGUGAGCACUCGCUGGGCGCUGGAUCGGGAGCUUCGGGAGAAGUAUACGCUGGAGGCUGAGUGCGUAGUAGUAGGCACGGGUGCCAACAAAGAGAAGGUGACUGUGUCCUUCCCAGUGACAGUGUACGAUGAGGACGACUCGGCGCCCACCUUCUCCGGAGGUGUGGGCACUGCCAGUGCUGUGGUGGAGUUUAAGCGGAAGGAGGGUACUGUGGUGGCCACUCUGCAGGUGUUUGAUGCAGAUGUGGUGCCAGCAUCUGGGGAGCUGGUGAAACGAUACACAAGCACACUACUCUCAGGGGACUCCUGGGCCCAGCAGACCUUCCGGGUGGAGCACUCACCCAUUGAGACCAUGGUCCAGGCCAACAACAACUCCGUGCGGGCAACCAUGCACAAUUACAAGCUGGUUCUCAACAGGAGCCUCUCCAUCUCAGAGAGCCGAGUCCUGCAGCUAGUGGUCCUGGUCAAUGACUCAGACUUCCAGGGGCCUGGGUCAGGUGUCAUCUACCUUCAUUUCAAUGUGUCUGUGCUGCCUGUCACCCUGAACCUACCCAGGACCUACUCCUACCCAGUGAAUAGGAGGGCCCGCCGUUAUGCCCAGAUCGGGAAAGUCUGUGUGGAAAACUGCCAGGAGUUCAGUGGUGUCUCCGUCCAGUACAAGCUGCAGUCCUCCAGCACCAACUGCACUGCUCUAGGUGUGGUCACAUCGCCCAAGGACACCUCGGGGAUCCUAUUUGUAAAUGACACAGAGGCCUUGCGGCGACCUGAGUGCACCGAGCUUCAGUACACGGUGGUAGCCACUGACCGGCAGACCCGCAGGCAGACCCAGGCUUCCUUAGUCAUCACAGUGGAG
Molecule: messenger RNA, 2129 nt
Organism: Arvicanthis niloticus (Nile rat)
Lineage: Eukaryota; Metazoa; Chordata; Mammalia; Rodentia; Muridae
Product: proto-oncogene tyrosine-protein kinase receptor Ret-like
Biological process (GO): homophilic cell-cell adhesion
Cellular component (GO): membrane; cell-cell junction
Molecular function (GO): calcium ion binding
Source: RefSeq, a predicted model, not a curated record